This is a messenger RNA of Oppiella nova, 696 nucleotides long. NCBI's taxonomy places the organism in Eukaryota, Metazoa, Arthropoda, Arachnida, Sarcoptiformes, Oppiidae. The record is from the annotation of a GenBank genome assembly.
AUGUCUUACGAUGACUUCGAUGACUCUCUGGACGAUAUAUUGGGCAACAUUACAGCCUCUCAAUUGGAUCCGAGUGUGAAGAGUGAAUCCAAUGUUGGGAACAGGAGUUCAGUGUUGUGUCAAACGGAUGACACCUUCGGUGACGUCCCGAAGAGAACCCCGAAGAGGAAAUUGGUUGUCAUUAAAAGCCAUAAACAUCACCACAAGCCAUGUGUAUAUCACGACAACACACCACCAGAAAGAGUCCACAAGAAACUCAAACCAACUGAUAAUGAAAGCAAUGGUUUUGUGGACAAUAAUAAUGAGAAUGAAUUGCAAAUGAAAUCUCAAGACUUGAAUCAAUUGGUGAGCACUUCAUCCGAUGUGAUGCCAAUCCAAGGGUGUAGUCACUGGACCAGUGAUAGGCCACAAACCAAACACAUGGACUCAACUGAAGACAAUUUGUCACAAAACGAGUUCCAAUUGUUCGAUGACUCGGAACUGUUCACUGAUCUGUACUUUACGGACAAAUCAAUGCAUUCAGUGGACGCCACCGAUGAUGUCGAUGUCCAGAGAUCACCGCUACUUCAGUUGAGUGGUAACCACAACGACAAACCUCAGCCGAGAUCAUCGCAGAGUGAGUUGAGUUCAGGCGAAGACUUGAUGGCAAUAAAGUCCCAAAACUCAACCUCAAGUCAAAGAAGUUCUUUUAUUUAA